Molecule: messenger RNA, 841 nt
Organism: Scophthalmus maximus (turbot)
Lineage: Eukaryota; Metazoa; Chordata; Actinopteri; Pleuronectiformes; Scophthalmidae
Product: protein SREK1IP1
Exons: 4
Coding region: 124-489 (121 amino acids)
Source: RefSeq, a predicted model, not a curated record
GCUUCAAGGUGAGGUCAGUCGUGGUUUCCUGUUGUUCGGGGGAGGGGCAGCCUCAGGUGAGGGAUCGAGCAUAAAGUCACGACGCAGCAGCGCAGUCGUGUCAGUCGAGGAGCAGGAGCCACGAUGUCGGACUUCAAUCUGGAGUCAGCUAUAGAUCAAAAAGAAGAUAUGGUGAAGAAGAAGGAGGCUCACUCCGAUGAGUUCAGUUGGCCCUUUGGCAAGAGUAAGGACAAGGGCGACAGCAAGCACAAGUCCGACAAGAAGGGUGACUGCAAGGAUCACUCCAAGGACAAAGGCGACAAGAAGGAGAAGAGUGGCUGCAAGGAUCACUCCAAGGACAAAGGCGACAAGAAGGAGAAGAGUGGCUGCAAGGAUCACUCCAAGGACAAAGGCGACAAGAAGCACCACAAGAAGAAGAAGAGGGAGGGAGGAGGAGGCUCCUCCUCAUCCUCCUCUUCAUCCUCUUCCUCCAGCAGCAAUGAGGACUGAUGCUUCGUGGGGGACGGGACGGCUCUGUUAGUCUCCUGUGAUCGGAUGUCUAUUGAGUGUGUGUGUGUGUGUGUGUGUGUGUGUGUGUGUGUGUGUGUGUGUGUGUGUGUGUGUGUGUGUGUGUGUGUGUGUGUGUGUGUGUGUGUGUGUGUGUGUGUGUGUGUGUGUGUGUGUGUGUGUGUGUGUGUGUGUGUGUGUGUGUGUGUGUGUGUGUGUGUGUGUGUGUGUGUGUGCUUUGAGGGUACAGUAAUAUCAACAGCACUUCCUGUCGCUGAACCGGUGUCACAGAAACAUGCAGGUCUUGUGUAAACGAACCUGCUAAUUCCGAAUAAGUAAAUGUUCUGGCAACAAA